AUGAUACCUAUAAAGUUGACUGAUAUAAUUGAUACUGCUAAAGCUCUGCAUGACAAUUUCCCUUCAGAAGCACAUCAGGUGCAGCCGAAAUACGAUGCUCUUUUGAAAAAAUGCCAUUCUCUUCUUGAGGGGAUUGCAGAGCUGAAGUUUCCGCCUGUGAAACCAAGAUGGGCGGAUUUUACCGACGCUGGACCUGGAGUUGCUUGUAACAAUUUCGAAGUACAGUUCAGGGAUGCUGAGUUAGCGAUUAUCCAUAACAGUGACUAUCGGAUCAGACUGCAUUCUUCCAGGGGUAAUUCGUCUGAUAACGAGGCCGAGAGAACUAACAGCGCAAUCGGCGACAGUAACGUAGAUGGCGCAACACUCCAGUGGAACAAACAUAAACGCUUUGAUGGACUAAGUAAUGAAGAUAUAAGUAAACUGAUGGUGAAAGAGUUCGAAGAACACAGGACGGAUAGAAUGGAGAAGAAUGCGUGGUACUGUGCUAAUGAAAUUCGCAAUAGGGUUGAUGGGGCACCAGUGUUUAACAAGUUUAUUAAAAGUUAUUUAACUCCAAAGCAAAGCCCUUUCUUUUUUAACAAAAAUACUUAAAACAAUAUCAAAGUUGUACUCCCGCUGAGUCAAAACAACAGGUUCCUGGUUACCACUACAUAACGAAUGUUUUAAACUUUAUUGAAAGACACUACAGAAUUGGUGAACUAUAUAUGGAAUAUAUAAGGGACGGAUGUCGGGAAAAUGGAGCGAAAAGGACUGGGUUGGACCCAGGUUCUCCAGAGUUCCUGCCCCGUAUCCAGAUCCUGAAAAGCCAGGGCAUUAUAUGAGUGUUUUCAACACACCAACCACAGACAAUAACGGGCAGUUAAGGGAAGUGGAUGCAUGAUGUCGCUCCCAGGGCAGUGAUAAAGCGUGUAUAUAAAGCUGGCACGAUCUCAUCGGACAAUGUCGAACAACUUAAAGAAGUAUACAGUCGCUAUUGUGUUGAAGAGAAGGAUGUCGCAUCAUAAUGUUAAACACCUUGAAGAGUUGAAAAUGAUGUCUGCUAUCAUAUCAGGGAAAACGAUUCAGGAAAACUAAAUUCAUUAAAAGUGAUGGAACUUGACAAGUACCUUAUAUUAAGAGACACAACCUGUCCACUAUCGGAAAAAAAGAGGAUAAAAUCAAACAAAUUAAAGCAGAUUUCUACAUAAAUAGGACCAACGACGCAGCCAUUGAUGCAGAAACUUCAGAUGAUGAUACUUUGUCAGGAGAUGGUGAAUCCGAUUCUGACGAUGAUGAAGUACUUCAGAUAAUUCCAGAAGGCGAUGAAGACGACAAUUCAACUGAGGGAAUGUCUGAGGAUUCUGAUGAAGAAAUUGCAAAUUUGCCAACGAUACGCAGCAGAAGAGCAGCUAGUUUUCCACAUAUAAGAUACGAAGACUAUUAUGUUUAUUAA
Messenger RNA from Paramuricea clavata, 1432 nucleotides. NCBI's taxonomy places the organism in Eukaryota, Metazoa, Cnidaria, Anthozoa, Malacalcyonacea, Plexauridae. The record is from the annotation of a GenBank genome assembly.